Messenger RNA from Racocetra persica, 153 nucleotides. The record is from the annotation of a GenBank genome assembly. NCBI's taxonomy places the organism in Eukaryota, Fungi, Glomeromycota, Glomeromycetes, Diversisporales, Gigasporaceae.
AUGCAACUUCAGAAUCAUAGAUCACUAUUGGAAUCGUUGUUUCUUGAGCAUCAUUACUGGAGCUUCAUCAUUGAACUUUCAUCUGGACUUUUGCUUGAAUUUUUGUUGGGACUUUCAUCUAGAUUUUCAUUAGGACUCUUGCCAGAAUAUUAA